Bactrocera dorsalis (oriental fruit fly) is the source of this 1709-nucleotide messenger RNA. RefSeq lists its product as uncharacterized. The record is from RefSeq and is a predicted model, not a curated record. NCBI's taxonomy places the organism in Eukaryota, Metazoa, Arthropoda, Insecta, Diptera, Tephritidae. The transcript has 2 exons. Bases 238 to 1626 code for a protein of 462 amino acids.
UAAUAUUGAUUGUGCCGAAGCGACUUGACUUAUUAGCUGCUAGACUUCAGUCUCAACAGUUUGUUUUGUGAGACAAUUUCGAAUAGAAGGUUCGUGCGUGGAAUUUGCGACAAAGCAGCUUUAAAUUAAUUGAAUGCCAGAAUAAAAAUUAGUGAAUUAUUUAGUGAUUUUUUAAAUUUAUUUAAGGAAUAAAAUUAACGUUUCUUUCGUAAUUUUCGGGCACAAAAAGUACUUGCCAUGUUCUGUAAAGUCGCACUGACUUGUUUGCUGGGUAUAACAGCGAUUAAUGCUCGCUCCAUAGACAAUUACAAUUUUCCAACGUAUCCUACACAAAACACAAAUGAAUUCUACCCAGGAGCAGCUCUACCAGAUUACAAUCCUAAGCGCUAUGGCGACACCUCGGAUAUUGUACGCGUAUCGUUAAGCAUGGCACCACCAUCACGCCAUUUAUUGCCACCCUAUGAAGAUUACGGCGCUGCGCAGACAUAUUCGAAUAGAAUCUACCGAAGCGAAUUACCUGCUUGGCAGUUCCGAAACAAAAUGCCAGCGCAGUACGAAGAAGUCGAGCAAUUGGCACCGCAACCGUACCCUUACGAAGUUGUUAACCGUGUAUUACCGAAGGUGGAGGAGCCCACCGAUUUCCAACCACUCGAGACUCAACUAUCGGCGCAGGAAAAACAGAUAACUCAAGUUGCGGACGAUGUAAAAAGUGUACAGCAAACUGUUAGCGAGCUCGAGAAGUAUCUAGAAGGUGUCGCUGCAGUUUUAGUACCACAAAACAAGGCUAAAAAUGGUGUUAUAAAGAUAAGUAGGAAUCUGGUGCCCAAGCUUGGUGACGUGCAAACUGGUAGUAUGUCUGAAAAGGAAAUAGAUAAGCUUAUUUCAAGUAUGUGGGGAGAAGACUCCACAGAGGCAAAUACCUCAGGGGAGGAAAAAGAGUUGGAUAAGCUGAUUUCAAGUAUGAUUGUAGAAGACUCUGCAGUUAACGAUAUCGAGAAGAUGGAAAAACAAUUGGAAAAUGUAAUUUCCAGCAUGUUGGGAGUAGAUUCUACCAAAAGCAAUAGCUUAGAAAAGGACAAAGAGUUGGAUAAACUGUUUUCAAGUUUGAUUCUAGAAGACUCUGCAGUUAAUGCUGGCGCAAGGAAGGACAAAGGCAUGGUAAAUGUAAUUUCAAGCAUGAUUGUAGCAAAACCUGCAGAUGGCGAUAGCGAAGAGAAGAAAAAAGAUUUGGAAAAAUUUAUUGACAGUUUGUUCAAAGCCGAUUAUAGCGAUUAUGAUAAGAAACUUACGGAAGAACACAGUGACGCGGAGGAAGAAUAUAAUAAAAAAAUUGAUGCUUUCUUAAAUCAAAUGUUUGCUGAAGAAGCUCAGGAGGAAGAAGAAAAAGUGGAAAAGAAAAAAAUAGAAGGGGGAAAAAUAGAAGAAGAAAAAGAAGAUGAAUUUGCUGCUGGCGAGGCAAAGAACACAAUCUACGACUUAAACGACGAAAUGGAGCAACUUUUUAAAGACAGUGCAUCGCACAAGGAUGAACAGAAGCUCGGUUUUGAUUAUUAUGACGAAUUAGAUUUGCAAGAUUAUUUAAUGAAUAAGAAAUAUGUUCUUAAUUACGAUAAAAAUCGUCACUGAAUUCUCCAACCGACAUCUAUUACCUAUUAUCUUAAUUUAGCACAUUUAAGAACUGUACUUGAAUCUUAAAUAAAUAUAUAUAU